Molecule: messenger RNA, 210 nt
Organism: Penicillium paradoxum
Lineage: Eukaryota; Fungi; Ascomycota; Eurotiomycetes; Eurotiales; Aspergillaceae
Exons: 1
Coding region: 1-210 (69 amino acids)
Source: RefSeq, a predicted model, not a curated record
AUGGCAAUAGUGACCAACGAUAAAACCCCCCGUCCCGGGACCAAUCAAUCCACAUCGAAAAGCCGCGACAUGCUGCUUAACCCGGGAAACGCGUCAGAGGUCAAAGAUCCCCCAAAGAAGGGACGCAAAGGUCGGAGACAAGCAGGUUCCAACUCAAGAUUGGCGGGAGAGCUAAGAUGGGGAGAGAAAUGGGGGGAGAGUGGGGUUUAG